Suillus subalutaceus is the source of this 955-nucleotide messenger RNA. RefSeq lists its product as uncharacterized. The transcript has a single exon. NCBI's taxonomy places the organism in Eukaryota, Fungi, Basidiomycota, Agaricomycetes, Boletales, Suillaceae. The coding region runs from base 238 to 801 and encodes 187 amino acids. The record is from RefSeq and is a predicted model, not a curated record.
UACGUCAGUCCAUCUGAAGUAGAGGAUACUAUUCGACGAGCCAUUUGCACCCAACUGGAAAACGCUCCACUUCGUCUAAUCGACACCUCUACUGGUCGUUUGUGCGAUCGAGAUGCGCAGAUUAACGCAUUCACGAAGAGUACAGAGUACAAAGAGCUUUUGCAUUCAUCGGACAUGCAUGCGCCCCUCCAAACGGAGCCCAUCAAAGAAGCGGUCGCCAAGUACUUCAGUUAGGUCAUGUUAUCUCAUAGGUGGGAAACCAUGGAGCCACUACUGCACGACAUUCAGCGCAGGGACGUAUCUCUAUCUGAACACGACAUGCAGAUAUCGGUCUCUACGCUGCGAAACAAUAUUGUAGCUGUAGAGUCGGCUUCGAAACUGUAUACCACUCUUGAGAACCUCGGCGUUCCUCGUUUUGUCAACGCCAGACUGCAAUUGCCAUGCAUCACAUUUCCUCUCACAGGAGUCAGGCGGAGGCCUGGUGGAGACGGGGACAAAUGUUUCCCAUAUGAAGUCAAGGCAGAUGGGGCUGACCUGCUGGUCACAACGGAAGACAAUGGAGCGGUGUAUCCGCGACUGUGUGCCUGCGUGUCGCGAGCAAGGCAAGAAGUGGUGAAGAGCACUACGCUACGACAAAGCCCGAAGGACACUGAAUGGCUCGCUCAACUACGGUGCUACUCGGCUGCCACUCGGCUCCUACCCCCGGGGUCCCCUACUCCAACAAGCUUGUUCAAUUCAAUUCUCGCCUGCAAGGCGUACUCGGCAGACAUUCUUGCUCAUCCGUCCAUGGAAUCGGUAUGAUCUCGAGUUGGUCGACUUUACAGACAAGUCGCAGGGCACGGACGAUUGGCCCGAUGAGCCUGGUGAUGAUGAGCUGGUUACCAGAGGGUUGAGGUUACUCAUUCGACUUGGUCGUCCUUUUGGCGCAUUUUUGCUAGUGCAGCAGCAUGGUGGG